This is a messenger RNA of Apaloderma vittatum (bar-tailed trogon), 946 nucleotides long. RefSeq names its product keratinocyte-associated transmembrane protein 2-like. The record is from RefSeq and is a predicted model, not a curated record. NCBI's taxonomy places the organism in Eukaryota, Metazoa, Chordata, Aves, Trogoniformes, Trogonidae. The transcript has 2 exons. The coding region runs from base 10 to 711 and encodes 233 amino acids.
AACUCGGACAUGCCUCAGAGAAAUACUUCUUCUAAAAGUGAGAAUGAAACACUAACUAGAUCCCAAAAUGUGACAGACAGCUUGCACAGUAUAACUCCGACAAAAAAAGAGGAUCUUCCGACAACAGCUAAAGUCAGUUCGGUGACUGCAGCAAAGCCGUCUACAGCAAAAGGCGAUUCUCUUUCUCGUGCGGUGACUGCCAGUCCGGUGUCUCAAGUGGAUGUUUCUGAAGAAACUAAAAUUGAGGAAGAGGAUCUUCUAACAGGUUUGAAAGACACACUGAAUAGUUCACCACCCAUCAUAAAAGAAACUAUCGAGUCAGAUGGAGGAGAUGACUAUGGUCCUUACGAAAUGACAUCGAAUUCCAGAUACAACGCAGACCUCCUAGAUAUGCCGGAAGAUGACGACUCUGAUGCCAUUAGUAAUUACAACGAGGAGAUCAAGACCCUUGAUGAGAAGAUAAAAGAUGUUUCUGUUGCGGGGUUGGAAGAAGAAGAAGACAGCCAUUUCUUUUUUCACCUGGUUGUAGUUGCUUUCUUAGUAGCUGUUGUUUAUGUCACCUAUCACAAUAAGCGGAAGAUCUUCUUGUUGGUCCAGAGCCGAAGAUGGAGGGACGGCCUGUGCUCGAGGACAGUAGAAUAUCAUCGUUUAGAUCAAAAUGUUAACGAAGCAAUGCCUUCGCUGAAAAUAACUAAUGACUACGUAUUUUGAAAGCACUGUGAUUUGAGUUUGCUGAACUUCUCACUUUUUGCCUGCCUAGUCAUGUAACGAUAUUCAGGUAUUCUAAACAUGCUGCUUGUCCUGAAGUGAGGGGUACUCUCUUUGACCUGGAUCUUUUUGAGGUUCAAUCUCAUGGAAGAUCAAGGGCAUGAUACUGUUUGCUACUUUUUUCAGGUUUUCUAUCGACUAUAAAGUUACAGAGUUUAAUAAUUAGCGCCAUUUCCAU